Messenger RNA from Entelurus aequoreus (snake pipefish), 2020 nucleotides. It is a transcript of the gene cfi, whose product is annotated as complement factor I. The record is from RefSeq and is a predicted model, not a curated record. Gene Ontology annotation, cellular component: membrane. The transcript has 17 exons. The coding region runs from base 3 to 1925 and encodes 640 amino acids. NCBI's taxonomy places the organism in Eukaryota, Metazoa, Chordata, Actinopteri, Syngnathiformes, Syngnathidae. Gene Ontology annotation, biological process: proteolysis. Gene Ontology annotation, molecular function: protein binding; serine-type endopeptidase activity.
UGAUGAUGUCAUCACAAACAACAUCUGAAGUCUGGAACAAGGACUGCGACAAAGUCAGGAUGAGACCGUCUCCUCUUCUUCUUCUUCUUCUUCUUCUUUUGUUGGCUUCACAGACGGAGGCCUUAAGAAGUGUGCAGUCGGCGAAUGCGGACCACUUGGCUCCGCAAGAUGACUUCAGGGGUCCUGAGGCGUGUCUCCACAAGAAGCCGACGCGUGCGUCAUGUGACUUGGUGUUCUGUCCUCCCUGGGAGCGCUGUAUUGAAGGUCAUUGCUCCUGCAAGCCGCCGUAUUUGUGUCCUGCGGAGGACAUGACUCCUGUGUGUGGGCUGGACAGUCGCCUCUACCGCUCCUACUGCCAGGUGAUGGCGCUGGCGUGUCGCAACAAGAAGACCGCCAUGUCCCACUUUGGAGACACGUGCUCAGAAGAGCAAGCCAAGUUCACCAGCUCCUUGGACCCUCAGACUGGCAUGGUCUCGCUCUUCGUCCCCGAGCCGGCGAGUCCCAGCGGUGGGCGUCGCCUGCUUGUGUGUUUGAAGCUGUGGGACACGGCUAGCGCUAAUGUAGCCUGCAAGGAACAUGGCCACAUGCUCGGCGCCUCGUCUGCCGGAUCGCUCGAUUACCCAACUUUGAGCCAAGAAGGCGUACACUCGGCGUUUCCCACCAGCUGCGUCAGCGUCCGCUGUCAAGGCUUCGAGACUUCGCUGGCCGAAUGCGUCAUCCACGACAGCGUCCGCAUCACGGACAAGGUUGCCAUGGUGACGUGCUACAACGAGUCCAGCGCCCCCGCAGGAGACAAGUGCGGCUUCAAGUGUGCUAACGGGAAAUGCGUGUCCACCGAGCGCACCUGCGACGGCGUGGACGACUGUGGCGACCGCAGCGACGAGAUGUGCUGCAAACGUUGCAGGAGCAGCGCCUUCCGCUGUAAGACGGGUGUGUGCGUGCACGCUGACGCCUUAGCUGAUGGACAGGUGGACUGUUUGGACGGCGAAGAUGAGGCCGUGACGUCCAAAGCAGUGAGCGCAAAAGCAGUGAGCGCAGGGCCUACCAACACAGAAUACAUCUCUCCCAGGACAGAAACCAGCGCCAGCCGUGCACAUCUGGAGUCCAAGCUGCAAUGCGGCGUCCCCAACGUCACCGCUGCGGAAGACGACAGCGUGAGGGAUCGUGUGAGCGGCGGCCGAUACAAGCGAGUGGUCGGGGGGAUUCCGGCCAAUCGGACCCAAAUCCAGUGGCAGGUGGGCCUGGAGCAGAACGGCAAGAUGGACUGCGGUGGCACGUACAUCGGAGGCUGCUGGAUCGUCACUGCGGCUCACUGUGUCAAGCCCAACCCCUCAACAUUCCGCGUGAAGUUCUCCAUCUUUAAGAAGUUGACGCCUCAGGACACGACGGACAUCGUUCCCGUGGGCGAAGUCAUCAUCCACCCAAAGUACAAAGCCCGCACGUACGAGAACGACAUAGCGCUGCUGCGUCUCAAGGACCUCCCGCAGGAGAAGGGCAAGUGUGUGGAGGAUAACCCUGCUGUGAGACCCGCCUGUCUCCCCUGGUCCACUCAGCUCUUCCAGCCCAAUCACACCUGUAGCAUCUCUGGUUGGGGGCGCAUGGCAGAGGGAAAAGCCUCCCAGGUCCUAAGGUGGGCCAACGUGUCUCUCAUUGACGACUGUCAGAGGUUCUACCAGGAUCGCUUUCGACCAGGCAUGAUGUGUGCAGGUGACCUGGACGGCAACGUGGACUCGUGCCAAGGGGACAGCGGCGGUCCUCUGAUGUGCGAAGACCACCUGGGCGUGUCCUACUUGUGGGGUGUGGUCAGCUGGGGCGAGCGAUGCGGUCAGCCUGGCUUCCCGGGAGUUUACACUCAGGUGGCGCAAUACUUUGAGUGGAUACGACUUCACACGGGCUGGCCUGCCGUCACUAAGUUCAACUCCUGACCACACACUACUGUACUUCCUGUACUGUGAUUCUUCUUUUUCUUCAAAGUAAACAAUAAACAUGGAUGAAAAACUUCUCCACAUGUCUGCCAGGA